GUAGGGUAUCAGUUGACACAUCCCUCAGCAAUGAUAGGAAGCAGAAAUAAAACAACACAUCAACCAUCCCAUGCUAAUCCAAUGGGUCGUGACCUUGUGACUGUUUGUCCCUGCUUUGAAUGACAGCCCAGUCCCAUAUGGUUGGAUAUUUUUAGGUUUGUUCUCAGAAGGGGGAAUAUCUUUUAAAACGAACUUUGAGAAGGGGUUGUUGGGCUUGCUUUGGACCACUGGUUAAUUUGGAAAUGCUUCAAAUCACAGAAGAAGGGGACGAAGUUAUUAUGCUUCCAAGAAAGAAAAAUAAAAACGAAGCGUCGACACCAGCCGAGGCACAUGGACGAUCUGUGAAGAAGGAGACAUCACCACUCCUGAAAAAUCUCAUGCCCUCGUUCAUCCGACAUGGACCCACUAUCCCCAGACGCCCCAAGGUCCCUCUGCCGGAGCCUGGCUCAGCCUAUCCCGUGGGGCCUGUGUUGGCCGGCAACAAGAGCUUCCUACGCUCUCCCCCUGUGCUGAGGUCACCCCACGAGGCGGCUCUGCGGGAACGCCACCGGAUGUCAGCCCCUCCGUACCUACCUGGAAGCCUGGGGGAUAUAACCCACGAGUACGGAGGCUCCUCACAGUCCUUCCUCACAGACGUGAGCGCCAUGGCUGAGAAUGAGGAUGCUGGGCUCUACUACCACCCCCUGACUCCGGAGCCUUACUCCGAAAGCCAGCAGCAGCAGAGACUGCCUCAGCCACAUCAGCACCCCAGUGCUCCUGACCACUUUCAUGAGGACUAUAGAUACUAUGAACAGAGUGAACAUCAAAGCCUACCACCACGACAACACACUCCCCCGGCCCCCAACAGACCGGCAGCAGGUAUCGGUCGACUGCAGUCCAAGUCUCUGGGGAACCUGUCCAGUCUGAGCUAUGAGGACCUCUCCCUGCCCCGUGGUUGGACGGUAGACUGGACCAUCCGAGGCAGGAAGUACUACAUCGACCACAACACCAACACCACCCACUGGUCCCACCCCCUGGAGAGAGAGGGUCUGCCCCCUGGCUGGGAGAAGGUGGAGUCGGCUGAGUUUGGACCCUACUACGUGGACCACGUCAACAAGAGGGCUCAGUAUAGACACCCCUGUGCUCCUAGCGUGCUCCAAUAUGACCAGCCUCCUCCCGUUGUAUACCGGCCUCGCCCAGCCGAGCGGAACCAUCCGGUUCUGGUACCAGCCAAUCCGUACCACACGGCAGAGAUCCCUGACUGGCUACAGGUGUAUGCCCGCGCCCCACUCAAGUAUGACCAUAUCCUGAAGUGGGAGCUGUUCCAGCUGGUGGAUCUGGACACGUACCAGGGCAUGUUGAAGCUGCUCUUCAUGAAGGAACUGGAGCGCAUCGUCAAGUCCUACGAGGCCUACCGUCAGGCCCUGAUGUCUGAGGUGGACCAAAGGAAACCGAGGUAACAGUGGUACACUCGGGGCCCAGGAGCAGCCAGACAAGAACUUCACAGGGAAGUAGGCCCUAUUCACUAGGAAGCAAACAAGACAAAAUGGUGGUGGUGGGGGGGUGGCUACAGUGUGCACUAAUGAAUAUGACCCUGAACUGACUGGACAGAGGAAUGGAGCCUGUGGAUAGCUGGACCUGGGACUUUGAACUUCCUAUGAAGUUCUCCCCCUGAAGCUGCGACAGUACAGAGCUCCACCCGUCUGAGGUUUCUACAACAAGGAAGUCCGCCCCUUUAGAGGUUUCCGCCCUGCCCCAGUAGGUCAGGGUUCAUCUCUUGUUAUGAUUGACCUCCUUAUUGCCGUCUCCUCCUCACCCAAACGUAUGUCGUCGUCUCCCCGUUUUUAUAUCAGCCAAAUGUCCAGAUGCUGCUCACAUCACGUGGUUACGCAGGUCCCCCUCCCUUCGUGAUGAUUCGC
Messenger RNA from Oncorhynchus keta (chum salmon), 1898 nucleotides. It is a transcript of the gene sav1, whose product is annotated as salvador family WW domain containing protein 1. Gene Ontology annotation, molecular function: molecular adaptor activity; protein binding. NCBI's taxonomy places the organism in Eukaryota, Metazoa, Chordata, Actinopteri, Salmoniformes, Salmonidae. Bases 243 to 1439 code for a protein of 398 amino acids. Gene Ontology annotation, biological process: apoptotic process; hippo signaling; regulation of cell population proliferation. The transcript is spliced from 6 exons. The record is from RefSeq and is a predicted model, not a curated record.